CUUACAACUAACCUGCUGCCUCUCCUCCUCAACCAUGCCAGACCCUAUCCUCCCGACCACGACACCCCGCAACUCCCGUCUAGGCGCACGCCGCAUCUCCUCGGUCCGUCCUGACGACCAACAUCUCCCCUUGCCCAACUUGAGCGACAAGGCGAAAGGCAAACGGCGAGCCCUGCCAGACGACAACAAUGACGAGGAAGAUGGUAGCAACAAUAACGCUUCGAAUUCGGGUUUGAGGAAGAAGGCAGUCGAGGAAGAACGGGGGAGGAGCAUAACGUUCAGGUUCACCGGAGAGACGGUAGACUUAGGGGAUCUUGACGUAUGGGUCGAUGCCGGGGAGAGCGUCGGGAGGGUGAAAGACAAGAUGAGAUCCCUCCGCCCAUCUCUCCACUCCCACCCGCUCAAGUUCAUCCACUCGGGUCGUCUACUGACAGACGGCAUCCUCCUCUUACCCUACGUCCGGACACUAGAAGGCCGACACCGUCAAGCACGUUCAGGCUUAGGGUUGAGCGAAGUAGCUGGAGCUUUCCUCGACCAAGCCGUCGAUGCUGAUGGUAACACCGGAGGUCCCGGAAGCUCGGGUUCGGAGCGGGGUUCGAGGGAGACGGGUAUGGGUAUGGAGGAGGAAGAAAAGGUCUGGUUACACUGUGUUGUGGGGGCCAAGGUCGAGGUCGUCGACGAUGACGAUCAGGAGGGUCCGGAUGGACAAGAUGGGGCUUGGGUGGAUGUCGAUGGGCAUGCUGAUGCGGAAGGAGGUGAAGCCAAUGCUACGCAACCCCGUAGACGAGGCUUCGAUGCUCUCCUCGACGCAGGGCUCUCUCCGGCAGACGUUGCGAACAUGAGGAGACAGUUCUAUGCGGGAAGGGGUGAAGAAGUGCCCGAGGGGUUGGAUCAAGACGAUGAACAUACGAGAGCGCUGGAGGAACAAUGGAUCGAGGGUGAUCUUACGCACGAGACCGCGCAGACCGCCGUGGAAGGCAUUUACACCUCGAUCCUCACUGGUCUCCUCGUCGGGUUCCUCUAUCCCAUCCUCCCCUGGUUCUUCUUUCGAGAAAUCCCCGCUCCCAACUUCUUCGACCCGCUCGAGGUCGAACCCGAUCGACUCCCACCCAGUUCCGGUUCUUCUUACGGUGCUUCUACUCGCGAGGUAAACAGCGAGGCAUUGGAAGAGACGCUGGAUUGGAGCAUGGGCAUCAUACCCGGCGCUGGGGGCCGAUCGACGGGAGGAGGAACUACAGGGACGGGGAAUGGUGGCACGGGGACCACGAGGGGGGCUAGCGAGGUGGCUCCGGGGAACCCGGGCCAGAGGGGGUUGUUCGGGUUGAGAGGACGAGCUGGAGGGGAAUGGAUCACCGGGGUCGUCUUCGGGCAACGUGUUCAGAUGGCGAUAUUGAUCGGUACCGUCUUGAAUGUUGGAUUUGGAGCUUUCCGGUUCUUGGUCUAGAGGGUGGGUCGAAAUGGCCGGCUGUAGUUGUACGACCGGGUUGCAACGUGUUUGAGAGCCUAGAAUCGCCAUGCGAUCAUGUAACGGUCGGAAUGGUCCUGGCCUCACACGGUGGGAAUCUUUCGCGUGCGGGCAAGAAAGAAAUAUCCUCAGGCCCGCCAGGACACUGUUUGUGACUUUAUCUCACGCUUAGCCCACCAACCC
Molecule: messenger RNA, 1648 nt
Organism: Filobasidium floriforme
Lineage: Eukaryota; Fungi; Basidiomycota; Tremellomycetes; Filobasidiales; Filobasidiaceae
Exons: 6
Coding region: 35-1444 (469 amino acids)
Biological process (GO): protein processing
Cellular component (GO): endoplasmic reticulum; Dsc E3 ubiquitin ligase complex
Source: RefSeq, a predicted model, not a curated record